AGUGAAAUAAAUAUUCAGGGAAAAUAAAUUCAUAGUGCAAAAUAGUUUGGUCAGGUCGAUGUGUACAUCGUUUACGCAAUGUAGCUCUAAUACACGAAAUGUUGAAUCGGAUGUUUACGUUGCCCGAUAUUAGCCAUUUAUUGACGCGAGCAUGUUUGAUAAACUUCGGAUUUAGCUAACGCUAGCUGCGUUAGCCGUGACGGAAGUCCUCCCUCGGGAAUUCGAGCCCAGGAGGUUCAGCAGGUUCCGAUGACCGUGAUUUUGACCCAUCAGCAGACAUGCUUGUCCAUGACUUUGAUGAUGAGCGCACCCUGGAAGAAGAAGAGCUGUUGGAGGCAUCAGACGAGACCAACGUCAACGAGAUUGAAGAUCUUGCACGAGAGGGAGAGAUGCCCAUACACGAGCUACUGAGUCUUUAUGGUUAUGGGGGCGGUUCACCAGCUGAUGAAGAUGAAGAGGAAGAGGAAGAACCUGAGGAAGAAGAGGAUGAUGAGGAAGAGGAUGAGGAAGAAGACCUCGACAAUGAUGAAAGCAGUAGAAGCACCGGCGAGUUAAAAAGAAAUGAGAUUGAGGGUGUUAAGAUCUCAUCGGUACAGGGGGAAGAGGCCCAGGCAACCUCUGAGGUCCGCACACGCUCAGUCAGGUCCCUCGGCACAGUAGAACUCAUUCGCCCUCAGAAGAUGAAGUACUUUGAAAGUAAUAAUGAUGCAGAGGAAGAGUCGGAUGAAGAUGAGGACUAUGUUCCAUCGGAAGACUGGAAAAAGGAAAUCAUGGUGGGUUCAAUGUAUCAGGCAGAAACCCCCUCUGGCCUGUCUAAAUAUAAAGACAAUGAGAAGGUUUAUGAAAAUGAUGACCAGUUGUUGUGGAACCCCGAGUGUCUUCCUGAAGGCAAAGUGGUGGAGUUCUUGACAGAGGCAUCAAGGCGGACCGGAGAGGAGAAGGGAGUGGACGCCAUCCCAGAGGGAUUCCACAUCAAAGACAAUGAACAGGCGUUGUAUGAACUAGUGAAGUGUGACUUUGACACGGAGGAAGCUUUGAGAAGACUGAGGUUUAACGUAAAAGCAGCCAGAGAAGACCUUGGAGAUCUGAGAUUAACACCUAUUCUCUCUGCAACAGAGGAGAUUUCUGUCUGGACUGAAGAGGAAUGUAGAAAUUUUGAACAAGGACUAAAAGCUUAUGGAAAAGACUUUCAUUUAAUACAGGCCAACAAGGUGAGAACUAGGUCUGUAGGAGAAUGUGUGGCCUUUUAUUACAUGUGGAAGAAGUCUGAGCGUUAUGAUUUCUUUGCACAGCAAACCAGACUUGGGAAAAGGAAAUACAACCUUCACCCUGGUGUCACAGACUACAUGGAUAGAUUACUGGACGAAACGGAGAGCGCCACGUCCAGCAGGGCGGCGUCGCCGCCUCCCACCACCUCCAGCAGCAGCGCUAGCCACUCGGAGAGGGAAGACGGCAGCAGUCAGAACGGUAUCUUAAGCCAUGCCUCAAGUCAACCGGUGGAUGGCGCUCAGCUGCUCCCGAUACAUCAAAUCAAGCCCGAGCCCCUUCAGUCCAACGGUCCCGCCCACCCGCCGCCGGAGGCUCCGGCUCCCGUUUCGGACAACUCCAACGGCUGCAGCCAACCCGGCGCAGACGGCCACCAGCAGAACGGCUCACUGGAGCCUCCGGCAGACCGCCGGGACCUGGCGACCCCGGCGGCACACGAGAGGCCGGCCAAGAGGUGCCGGACGGAGGCGGAGCCGCUAGGCCAGAGCGAGGUGGAACCGUCCAGAACGCAGGAGGACUGAAGGCGUUCAGUGGCGUGGACUAAUAAGGCGCCCCCGGAGGAGGGGGGCAAAGGGGGAGGGUUGUCCCGUUUCAUUGCAUCCCGGGAGGCAAGGGAAUGAUUCCUGCCUGGCCCCCGUGUGCGUGGUCAUGCCCCAAGAGCAGAGACUCUCUUUUUGGACAAGGUUAAGGGUCACUGAAAAUCCCAGCUUGAAGAGCACAGCCGACCAAAGUGUAGCUGGUCCUUUAGAAGGCCCCCCCCCCUCCCCCAACCAUAGGUGGGAAGACGGCCUGCUCAUGUCCCACAGCUCAGUCGUCUCAAACAUCUUCUUCCACGACUGACUGACAAACCUUUUGCCAAGAAUUUCCUUUUUCUAUUUGUACUAAAGUAAAUCACCUGUGAUAUUUUUUUACACAAGAUAUUUAUAUUUUUUAACAGAAGAAAACUAUGAUAACUGCUGUCACUUAUUUGAGAGCAUACGUUUGGGGUUCUUCAAACGUAAACAAUUAUGCCUAAAUUGUCCAAAAAAGAGGAAACGGUGGGCAAACACAAGACGGCUGAGUUUUUAGUUGCACUUUGAUUGUACGGUUCUCAUCUUUGUUGCUGACGAGCGGUGUGGAAAACCCAGCAGAAUGACAUUCUCACUCCUCUCUGACCCCGCUCCAGCCUCCCGUCAUUGGAUCCUGAUAAAUGAACCGGCGGGUUUGUUUGUGUAAAGCAGCUGACAUCAGUGAUGUCCUGUAUUAUAACUCAUCAUCUAGGAGAUCGCUGUAUUUUUGGAUUUUCAUAGUCGGUGCUUUGCUCAACGCUUUGUUUUUACUAGACCGAAUGUCCGUGAUUUUUAAUGUAAAGUUUGUAUAGAUUUCUUACCUUGAGCAGUUGGUACAUUUUUUGGUAAACUGUUCAUCUGUAUGUUCAGGGCUUCCGUGCUUUUUGUUUUAAAAGCGUUCGCCUAUGUUGCCCUGAGAUGGAUGUAAUUUUUUUUUUUUAAGUAGCCAGUCCUCAUUCCCUUUGUUUGGCAGCACGGCCCAUUCCUGUGUGACCUCGCACAUCCCGACACGUCAGUAGCAGAAAGCGUCAUCUUCUUUGCAAAGAGAAUACUUUUGUGUCCCAGCCUGUACAUCGGCGUGCGAGCUGGGAAACCUUCAUCUGCUUUUGGUACAGUAGCUGUACAGCUUGAUGCUUCUGUGUUUUACUUUGUACUCCAGCUUUGAACUUCCACAAAUUAAGAUAAGUUUGUCUCAAUAUCGUUGAGCUAUGUAGUCUUUUCUUUCCCUUCAUUGACAGUGUUUUUUUUUAUUUUUUAUCUGUAAAUGUUGAAAUUAAUAAAAGUGUAUUCCAAGACUGGCUAUGAAUGGAAUAACAUUGGCUAUAUUUAAUAAAUGUAUUAAUGAGUCUGUU
Molecule: messenger RNA, 3166 nt
Organism: Pungitius pungitius (ninespine stickleback)
Lineage: Eukaryota; Metazoa; Chordata; Actinopteri; Perciformes; Gasterosteidae
Product: mesoderm induction early response protein 1
Exons: 13
Coding region: 279-1787 (502 amino acids)
Biological process (GO): negative regulation of transcription by RNA polymerase II
Cellular component (GO): nucleoplasm
Molecular function (GO): transcription corepressor activity; histone deacetylase binding
Source: RefSeq, a predicted model, not a curated record